Molecule: messenger RNA, 4507 nt
Organism: Astrephomene gubernaculifera
Lineage: Eukaryota; Viridiplantae; Chlorophyta; Chlorophyceae; Chlamydomonadales; Astrephomenaceae
Source: the annotation of a GenBank genome assembly
AUAGGCAUUUAUACGUUAUGCUAAAGUAGUUACGUUUGGUAAUUUACGGUUAAGAAUGGCUCUUCAUUUCCAAAAUUGAGCAAGCACAAGACUAUUGCUGGGCAAAUGAUAUAAUCAUUUUAGAUCAUGUAUGGCUCGCGGGGUCUUUCGGUUGCGAUGUGGCUGCGCAAGCGGGCGCGGGGCCAUUUUGGCCGCCAACGUUACAGAUGGCUUCAACCUCGCAACAUUCUUUUGUGCAUAGGACUUCUAGCUUGCUACUGGCCGUAUCAAUUUUUACGGGAACAUGUCAGGGAAGCUCACGCAGAUUCCUUGCUGCGUGCGGCUCAGUCAGCAGCGUUGCGGCUCAAAUCCUUGCAGCAGGACUCCCUAGUACGUCAAUGCGUCGAUGCUGCUUGGACGGGAAGGAUGCUGGUCGGCGAGUCAUUCGAGGGCCCAUGCAGCCGUGUCAACGAUCUGCUAGCGCUGCUCCGGGCUGCGGGGCCGAUAAUCCCUCUGCACAGCGAUGGGAGAGAGUACAACCGCACGGGCAUUUGCGGCGGUGGCUGCUUUUUCGCUGGCAACGUACGCGACGCGCAGCUAGUGAUGCCAAACUACAUCUACCAUCUAAUCCAUGUGGUCUCAGCACUUGGUGAGCAAGGCAACCCAACCUUCGUAUCCAUCUACGAAAGCGGCAGCCACGACCGCACGACGGGGUGGUUGCGCGUGCUGGGCGACGUGCUGGAUGCGAUCAGUGUCCCUCAUGAGCUACAGCUGGGCGGUUCCAUCCAGCGCCAAAAGGGCGAGGAGCGAAUCCACUUCCUAGCCCGUGUUCGCUCCGCAGCCCUCACACCCCUCUACCAGCAAUGCAGCAUCCGGAGCAUCUUCUGCGCACCCGCCGACGACCCGCACUCCCACUCCCAACACCACUCCCACCUCGCUCGCCCCGGCCGGCAUCUGGCGGCCGGCGGCGCGGGGCGAGUUGUCUUCCUGAAUGAUGUGCUGUUCGCCGCCUCGGACGUUCUGCGGCUGCUGCAGUAUCCCGCGGAUCUGGUGUGCGGGCUGGAUCUGGGUAUGGCUGCGGAGCCUGAUCUCACGCAAGUCGAGCACCAGGAUACGGUGACGGCCUACCUGCAACACCUCUGGAUGCUGCCGGCGGGGCUAGCGCGACGGCUGGCCCGCAUGCAGGCGCUUGAGCGCUGGUGGCGCCGGCAGCACAAGGCGCAUGAGGCACGGUUUCGGAGCUUCGGGCCGUUGUUCUUUUACGAUAAAUGUGUGGCGCGGGACAUCUCCGGCCGCAUGUUCACCAACAGGGCGCCGUACGUGGCGUACGAGCCCAGUAUACGGCGGGUGGCGAUGGGGCAGCCGGUGCGAGUGCAUUGCUGCUGGAACGGGCUGGCGGUGAUUGGCGCCGAGCCGCUGGUUCGGAGGGCCGUACAGUUCCGCGAGCACGUGGAAGGGGAGUGCUCCGCCUCCGAGUGCAGCCUUCUCUGCGACGACAUGUGGCGACUCGGCUACGAUGACGUCAUCAUGGAUCCCAAUGUUCGAGUGACGUACGACGUACCGGGUGCGAGCCGGCUGUACCGGGGUUUCACUGCUGACGUGCCGCUGGGUGUGCCGGGGGUGGCCUACAUGCCGGACGUGGCGGAGGUGCUGUCGCUGCCGAAGCAUGAGGACCUGCUGAGGGAGGCGGGCGGGGCGGACAGCGGGCAGCCCCGCACGCGGCAGGUGGACUGCUGCGACCUGGCCAAGGGGGCGGACAUGGUGGAGUUCCGCGACCCAGGGGUCUGCCACAACGCCACGGUGGUGCUGAGCUAGCAGCGUUGAGCUAGCAGCGUUGAGCUAGCGGCGGUGAGCGCCACGGACGUGUGGUAGUGGGCUGGGUUUCGCCUGCAGUCAGUUCAUCGCGAGGGUAGGCGCCUGGUGGUGUAUGGCCUGGAGGGUUUGGGGCCAACGUGCGGCGAGGUAGCCCAACUCUGCCGCAUGGCUGCCUAGGUCGUUUUGGCCAGAGGAUGGCUCCAUGCCGGAGCUGGUUUCACCAACUUCAGGGGACAUCGUCUUCAACCCUUACCCAUUUUGGGGUGUCCCUGGUGCCUGGCCUCGCGGUUUUCCUCUAAGCCUUAUCGAUCACCCCACCACCAGCAACGGAGUGCGUCCCGCCAAGCUUGGGGAGAACGGUCAUCCGGACAGGAUCUGCGUCCUGCAGUCAUUGGCCAAUGCCGACCCAGACAUGGAUGCCAUCUGGCGGCUCACCCGGGAACUCCCCCUCUACUUCCGCCCUCUGAAUUCAUGGCUGGCCUACCCUUCAGGCACCUAUGCACCGUGGAACGCACAAGCAACGCUAAUCAGCGCCGAGCUUAUUGCUGGCAUGGCUCUUCCGGUGACCGUACACGGCCGCGUCAGCGAUAUUUGGCGUUCGUACAUCCUUCAACGUGCCAUGUGGGGCCUGGGUUGCGGCCUUGCCUUUUCCGCGCCCUGGGUCACGCAGUACCGUAAUGUGCACGCUUACCUCAAGGACUUCCAAGCCGAGCUGGACCUGUACCUCAAGACGGAGGGGCUGCUGCAGGUGCUCAAUGCGGUUGACCUGGACGGUACCACCGCGGGAGGUCCCCACAGGAGGCUGGAGCGGUUGGGAGCGCGUGUGCUGACGCUGUACAUUGCCCUGUACGAGCAUGGUCUGCUGGAGGGGGACGACGUUCUCAUGUUGUACUCGUACCUCACUGAUCUGGGUCAGCUAACGGCAACGGAGCUGGUAGCGGUGCGGGCGGUGCUCAGUGCGCCCUCCUCCACCGCCGUCGCUGUCGCCACAAGCCAACCCGCAGUCCCGUCGCAGCAGCAGCGGGCAGCCGUCUGCGUCACCGGGCAGUUCCGGGGAGGCCCGUUUCCAUGGACCAGCAUUCAACGCAACGUCUUGAACGCCCUCGACAUGGCGUACGAUGUGUUCGUGGUGUCUCCGGCGGAGUAUAAGGGUCAGGCCGCGAGCGAUUUCCUUUACCAGCUAAAACCGCACGUGGUGCUGCACCCCGAUUAUGCGAUUGUGGAGGAGCUGAUUAAGCUGGAUGGCUGGGACCUAACGGGCUUCACCGCCCCGCAUAAUCCCAAGAAGUGGCUGUUCCAGAUAGCGGACUUGAAGGUCUGCGCCGAUGCAAUCAAGAACUCCUCUAUUACCUACACCCAUGCUGUCCGUGUUCGCGCCGACUCCAUGGUUCUCACCCGCCUGCCGGAGGCCAUGCCAAAGCUGCAAGUAAAGGAUGUGGUGGUUCCCGCGAAUGAGAGUUUCGAGGGAGUGAAUGACAGGUUUGCGUACGGCGGCAUUGACGCAAUGAUGUCGUAUCUGACCGUUCUCGACGUGAUUCCCGGCAUGCUGGCAGAUUUGGUCGCUAAGAAGGACCCACCGCCGGCCUCUAGGAACGCGGAGGGGAUCCUGCAAGCGCAGUUGGAGCGUAAUAAGGUUGUUGCCUUGCCCCGGGUGGUCAUGUUGUGCCGUCUGGAGGAGUAUGUGAGCGGGAAGUUGCGAUGUGACGAGCAUGACUAUGCAACGUUUCCGGAGUGCAAGCAAGCCUGCGAUGAAUUGAGUGGGCGCCGCUAGUACAUGCGUAUGGCGUUGUGUAGUGUAGUAUUUAUGAAGUUGUUGCGAGUCUGGCUCCCUCCACAGGGCUUCCGUGCAGGUGGAUUGCGUGGCUUGAGUUGACUUGGUGUGUUUGGCAACGGCUUGUGCAGUUGUCUGCGUCUUUCUUUGCUCAUGACUCGUGAACAUACGAAUGGACAAUUCAUACACUGCUUACAGUGGCACAAACGUGCCAUCUAGCGCAUCUUAUGUCCGGACAUAUGCUAGUAUGACAAUGUUUAAUGGUCACCGGGCAAGGGCCAACCUUCGACAAUGCCUGUUUUUGCGUAUUCGCUAUUCGUGUUUUCGGAGCCUUCUGGAGGCCAGCCCGCUGGGGGUAAAGAGGAGACGUUGAUGAGCUGGAUGUGGAGGCUGCAUGGUUGACUAGCCCGCUGGGGGGGGGCAGAGUCACAAACACGGCUUGCGCGCACAAUGUUGCAGUGCUGUCGCUGCCGCUGAAGUGCGCCGUGCACCUUAAUCAAUAUCAUGCCGUUAACUGACGUGGUCUGGUCAAAUCACCUGUGCUGUGGCUUGGCUAUUGGUAAGAUACCCAUGGGUCGCACGGGCGUGGUAGGGGGGUCCGAGUGUGGCGGCAUCUUGCAGCAGCGGUGUUUGCAGCAGCAGGGAUUCUUAGGGUGGUGCUCAUCGCUAUCUACAUGUGUUGGCGUGGAGGGCCAGGGACCUGCGCCGGGUACUCUGGGGCCGUGUCCAUGUUGAGUGGGACACGUGGGUCGAAAAUCGUCGCGUUUUGCUUUGGUCUCACCAGCUCGAGGUCUGGUGUUUUGGAAACGUUGGUAGGCGAGCCGCUGCAUUCUUAAUUUUUUUUGCCAGCUGUGUGUCGGGCUUGGGCGCAUCUUGAGCGGCGCCUCUGGAGGGCAACAUGGCCUAUAGUCGGGCACAGGUCCAGGGCAGGGCCAGGAUGGG